Messenger RNA from Prunus avium (sweet cherry), 1653 nucleotides. RefSeq names its product putative trehalose-phosphate phosphatase C. Gene Ontology annotation, molecular function: trehalose-phosphatase activity. The record is from RefSeq and is a predicted model, not a curated record. NCBI's taxonomy places the organism in Eukaryota, Viridiplantae, Streptophyta, Magnoliopsida, Rosales, Rosaceae. Gene Ontology annotation, biological process: trehalose biosynthetic process.
CUCUCUCUCUCUCUCUCUCUCUCUCUCUCUCUCUGUGUUUCCAGCUUUCCCAACUCUUUUUAUUACUUCACUAAGCUUCACGGCAGGCAGCCACCAAUCCAUUUUCUGUUUGAUUAAUUUGAAGCAGCACAAGGACAAGGUGACAAGGUGAUGAUCAUGACAAACCUUGCAAGGCUGAACCAGGCAAUGGGACUCCAAAGAUCAUCAGCUUCUAGUAAGCAGAAGGUGCAACCCAUCACACAAGUAUUAAAGAACGACGAGAACAGUGGUGAUCUUUCCUUAGCAUCGAUCACCUCAAACCUGCAUGAUAUUUCUAACCCUAAUAAACCUAUCCCCUCAGAUUUAGCUUAUAAUUCAUGGCUGGUCGAGCACCCUUCUGCAUUAGGCUCAUUUGAUUGGAUGAUGAAAGCAGCAAAAGGGAAGAGGAUUGUUGUCUUUCUAGACUACGAUGGGACCCUUUCACCAAUUGUUGAUGAUCCUGAUCUUGCUUUCAUGUCUGAUGAGAUGCGUGCAGCGGUACGGGAAGUUGCCAAGUAUUUUCCAACAGCAGUGAUCAGCGGAAGGAGUAGAGAUAAGGUUAAAGAAUUUGUACAGUUAAGUAAUGUAUAUUACGCUGGCAGCCAUGGGAUGGACAUAAUGGUCCCUCCAAGGCCAUUAAGGCCCUGUGAUGCCAACAACUACACCACUGCCAUGGAUAUAAAGGGCAGUGACGUUCUCUUUCAACCUGCUAAAAGAUUUCUUCCUGCAAUCCAAGAGAUAAGAACACUGUUGGAGGAAAUAACCAGAAAAGUAGAGGGUGCAAGGGUAGAGGACAAUAGAUUCUGUAUCUCUGUACAUUUUCGCAAGGUCCGGGAAGAGGAUUAUGGGAUAUUAGAAGAGAAGGUGAAGUCUGUUGUUGGAAAGUAUCCGGAAUUUCACCUGACGCUGGGUAAAAAGGUGUUGGAAAUACGACCAUCCAUAGAAUGGAACAAAGGUCAUGCGCUAGAAUAUUUGCUUGACACUCUAGGCUUCAGCAAUUCCAGCGAUGUCCUCCCACUGUACAUCGGGGACGAUCGAACUGAUGAAGAUGCUUUCAAGGUGAUACGAAGUAGAGGUCAAGGGUUUCCAAUAAUUGUGUCUUCAACCCAAAAGGAGGACACCAAAGCUUGUUAUUCUUUGCAUGACCCAUCGGAAGUAUUAACUUUCUUGUUAAGGCUCGCCCGGUGGAGAAAAGCCUCUUCUUCAAGCAGGUCACUAGCUCAAAUUUGGGGUGUUGGUAGUAACUUACCUAGAUCAGUUUAGCUAGCUAGCUCUAGCUAGCUUUUGUGCAUAAAUAAUAAUUAAGAAUUAUUAGGGAGAUUAAUGAAGGCCAGUAUUUUGUUAUGGCCUUAAGGCAGUACCCUCUCUCCCUCUCUCUCUAUCUAUAUAUAUAUAUAUAUAUGUAGUUAGAGGUUGGUAGGGAUGAAGAAGGAAGAAAACGAAAGCAUAGAGAGAGUUUCACUGUUAUUUUAUUAGUCUGUGUCAGUGAAACUGGUGCCGCCCAUGCAGUGCAGCGCAUAUGCUUUCCAGCUCUUGUUUCUAGCUAUAGAUAUUAUACAUAAUGUAAAAGGAAGACAGUUCGUGUUUGGUGCCCUGCAAUAUCAAUUAUGGAGCUUGCAUAAAGCCCAUUUGCUA